UGGCCGGGGUAGGCCAUCACUGUAAAUUUAUUUAACUUGCUUAGUUAAAUAAAGGUAAAAUAAAUAAUUAUAUUGGAGGUCAUGACAAAAGCUAUGCUUGAUUUCUGCUACGACGGUGCAACGUAAAACGACACAUUUCCUCAGCUUGUGAGAAAGCCUGUGAGUGGGUACAAAUGAGGCUUGAGUAGGGAUGUCGCUGUGUCAAUGUGAAAAUCUGCUAAUGUAAAUGCACUACAAAGACAUGAAUAGGGAGCUCAUGUUUCAGGAGUUUUAUUAUAAUUUGACUUGGAACAGGUUAAUUAAUUUACAAUAACUGGCUAUGAUAGGUCAGAAACACUCCGCAUAGUGGACAUCUCAUUGUAAGACAAGGACGGUAUCUUUGAAGUGGCUCUUAAUGGUCUGUUUGAAAGUGGCUUUUAUGAAACCUGUUUGUGUUUUGUUAUUUGUUCAUCAUAACCUGAGCAGAUUUAAUUGAAUAAGCUAGUGUGAAUACUUUUGGUGAUAUUCUUUACAUUUAUAUUUCAUGCUUAUUUAGAGAUUUAAUUUAUCUCUAAAUAACCAAAUAGAUCGAAAAGACUGUUAGGCUGUUUACACAGGCUUUUUUAGAUUUUGUUAGAGAAUGAAACUGUCGUAGUAUUUGUUGUAUGUUGACUUUCAAUAGUUGAAGACUGCUUGGUUUUUAGCUUUUGUAUUUGUGAAACUGUGCUCCCUUGACAUAAUGGAAGUCUGUUAGAUACUGCUAUUUGAUACACGUAGUACGUGUAUAAUACUUGGCUGGAGUUCAGUAAUUUGAAAUGUAGAAAUCCCCCCCAAAACAUUGCUAAUGAACAGCAAAAUGCACUUUUAAAUUGACAGUAAGCAACAUUAUUUAAAAAAUCUGUACAAUUACUGCAUUACCUAAUGAAAAUAUUGGCUGCACUCCAUAUGAUGUAUUUGUCAGACUGAUAGUUUUGUAUGGUACUAAUGAAAAAAUUAACAAUUUUAUUAAAGCUUAAAGUUGUCAAAAUGCCUGACAUUUUUCCUCCAAUUAUUUUGACAAAAGCAAUCCCUUGCUCAGAAGGCAAUUGAGUGUAAAUGUUGGGAGAAUUGUGACAUCUACUGUCACAACAUGGUCAUACAAUCUAUGAUUUUCCUCACUGUAGCCUUGGCAAUUGUCUAUGUAGUUAGACACGUGAUGGACUGUUUUAUGUACUGCUAUUUCUUUAAUGUUGUGACUACAUACAUUAUUCAUGAUCUAUUCAUGUUAAUUCAGUCAAUCAAGAAGGAUUCUACUCUGGCCUAAGUUUGAAGUUUGUUCUUAUUCCUGUUUUGCCUAUCAAUUUGUCCCUGUAUAAGAAGUGUCUGAAACGAUGAUAUGCUGUUGUGGGAUGUCCAAUGAGAGCAUUUGGUCACAAGAAUCCAUCUCCUCAUCACAGCUAAGGAUGAUUGUUGUAAUCAUUGGUGGAAGGAGCUCCAACCCACUCACUUUUCAAAUUGGUCACAGUGUUGUCUGAGGGAAAUGUUAAGGAAGGCUCUGGCUUCAGUACCUGUAAGCAACAUGAAGUUUGCAUCGGUGUUAGUCCUUCUUUUUUUCUGCUCUACUUUCAAGAAAUCCCAAGGAAAGUCAAAGCCGAAACCAGGCUGUGAAUACCCCCCGUCUCAGUGGUGUAGGAGUUUGGAAAUUGCAAUAGAAUGUGGGGUUCAGAAGCAGUGUCUGGAGCUCAAUGCCACCAGGCCCAAUUCAGCAGUACCCAGAGUUGAGGUGACCCUGUACUAUGAGAGCCUGUGUCCAGGCUGCAGGGUCUUCCUCACCCAGCAGCUCUUCCCUACCUGGGCCAUGCUCCAUGAUAUCAUGGAGGUAAAACUGGUGCCCUACGGCAAUGCGCAGGAGCUUCCCUCAGGGAAUUCUCCCUUCACCUGUGAACAUGGGGAACCAGAGUGUCAUAGUAACAUGAUUGAGGCAUGUAUUCUACAUUCAGUGGGUCUGUACUCGGCCUUCCCUGUCAUUGACUGCAUGGAAUCUGCAGCAAAUGUUCUCGCCGCCGCCCAACCUUGCUUACAGCUACACGUCCCUUCCAUGACGUGGGACAGUGUCACAACCUGUGUUAAGGGAGAGCUCGGCUUCAAACUGAUGCAUGAGAACGCCCUGAAGACCAAUGCUCUCAGUCCAGCCAAAACACACGUCCCCUGGGUGACCAUUAAUAAGGAAUACACAGGUGACUUUCAGGACAAAGCAAUGUCAUCACUUUUUAACUUGGUCUGCAAGAUGUACAAGGGAGGAAAGCCCCCUGCCUGCACUGGCGCGCAGAAGAAACUAGACAGGAGUCUGUGCUGAAACCAACAGUCAUUCUGCAUGCCAUUCAUGUUGUUUUCAAAAUAUAUUUUGUUACAGUAUAAGUACCAGUUUCCCUCAUUCUUUUGAAAGACAAUGCAAGUCCAACAUAAAUCAUAAGUUGCUAAUUUCUUUACUCUUGUUGCUGAAAUGUAUUUCAUGAAUUGUAAUACUUGUUUUAUUCUGUAUGAUACUGUGUCAAAUAACUCCAUAUGUGUUGAUAAUUUAACCCAAUGCUAACAAGUUACGGUUCCAUUUUGUAUAAACAGAUUUCUCUUUCAAGCCUAAGAGUGCAUAUAACUGUGGGGUCUGAAAUUAAACAUCCUUGAUAAAGAUGAGCAGUAAUGACUAAAAUAAUGAGCAAUACUGUAUGCUCAAAGAAAUUAUUUUAUACUAAUACAAUUGCUCAGAAAUAGAUUUUGUUUAACAAGUAAUACUUUUCCCUCAAAGGUAGGGGUCAAAAUUGACACCCCAAAAGAUUAUUGUAAAUAAAGUAGUCAGUUUAUUUGGUCCCAUAUUCCUAGCACACAAUUACAAACUUGUUGGAUGCAUUUUCAGUUUGAUUAAUUUUUGCCCAAUGGAAACACUCCUAAAUAUUUGGAUGCUACAAUGAGUAUGGAUCCUCCUGAAUGAGUCAUGAUUGAGAAAGUUAGUGGGUCAAAGAUCAUACACCCAAGACAUUCUCACCAUUACCAAUAACACAGGAUGUUGGCAUGUCUUGGGGGUAUGAUCUUUGACCCUCUAACUUUCUGUCAUUAUUCAAAGAUUAGGCUGGGAUUGAUGCCGCGUUCACGUGCUAGUCGGAACUAAACUCAGAAAUGUGACUUGCUUAUUGGUUGUAGUUAUAUACGUGCAGAGUUCAACCAGUUAGCAAGUCGGAAAUUAGAGUUUCCUAGUUCCGACAAGCACGAAUGCGGCAUCAAUCCAACGCAGUUUAAUUACUUCCGAACAGCGAUAGAUUUAAUCAGAUUCACAAAUACAGGUUUCCAUAAUUUAUUGGCAUUUUCACUGAACUCCAGAGACGUUUAAAAAAUGUACUUUUCAAUUAUUGUUAAAUUAAGCAAAUUUUUAAGAAAUAUUUUGUCUCCAGAAAAAUUAUCUUACCGUACUUACAUUUUGACAGACAAAUAUACUAAUGUCCAACAUUGCGGAUAAAAAGGACACAGAACAAUAACCGUAAUGGUAUACCAUGUCAGUUUCAGCAAAGCAAUAAAGGGAGCAAGAGUCACCAUUCGAACUUCUCAGACAACACAUUCAACACUGAAUGACACUGAUUUAUGUACGUUUUACCCACAAUAAAGCUCAGCUCCUCUCCAGUCACAAUUUAAGGCUCUUAUUUUAGCUGUUUGCUUAUUCAUGACCAAACAUGAGUAAAUAGAAUAUGGUCAAGAUAUUUAUGAAUACUUGUGUACUUUUCCCCCUGCCU
Salvelinus namaycush (lake trout) is the source of this 3737-nucleotide messenger RNA. It is a transcript of the gene ifi30b, whose product is annotated as gamma-interferon-inducible lysosomal thiol reductase. The transcript has 7 exons. Bases 1499 to 2314 code for a protein of 271 amino acids. Gene Ontology annotation, molecular function: oxidoreductase activity, acting on a sulfur group of donors, disulfide as acceptor. NCBI's taxonomy places the organism in Eukaryota, Metazoa, Chordata, Actinopteri, Salmoniformes, Salmonidae. Gene Ontology annotation, cellular component: lysosome. The record is from RefSeq and is a predicted model, not a curated record.